Oryza brachyantha (malo sina) is the source of this 1495-nucleotide messenger RNA. RefSeq names its product F-box only protein 7-like. Gene Ontology annotation, molecular function: protein binding. The transcript has a single exon. NCBI's taxonomy places the organism in Eukaryota, Viridiplantae, Streptophyta, Magnoliopsida, Poales, Poaceae. The record is from RefSeq and is a predicted model, not a curated record. Bases 28 to 1401 code for a protein of 457 amino acids.
UUGUCAAAUACAUUCCAGGAAGAGACCAUGGCGGGAAAUUCACUGGAUUUGCCACAGGAUAUGCUGAUGGAGAUCUUUGCCCUCCUGGAUGUCCCUGACCUCGUUCGUGCCGGCGCCGUGUGCUCCUCAUGGCGUGCUUCGUAUAUCAGUUUAUGUAACCAUGGAGGCUACAAGCAGGCCCAGACGCCAUGCUUACUCUACACAUCUGAAUCCACCGGUGAGAAUGUGGCAUGCCUCUACAGCCUCGUAGAGAAGAGGGAAUACAAGUUAACCAUGCCAGAUCCACCUAUUCGCAGCAGAUAUAUAAUUGGGUCCUCCCAUGGUUGGAUCAUCACCGCGGACGAGAGGUCUGAGCUGCACCUCGUCAAUCCCGUCACAGGUGACCAGAUCAGCCUGCCUACAGUCACCACCAUUGAGCAGGUCAAGCCUAUUUACGAUGAUGCCGGCGAGCUUCACGAGUACGAGUACUCGUGGUACGCUGGUCACCCAUUCAAAUACCCUUCACCCUCCAUCUUUUCUCUUGGAUUACUUCGGAAAUACCUAUUUAGGAAGGCAUUUCUGUCUUGCGAUCCAUCCAUGGGAGACUACUUUGUAGUGCUCAUCCAUAAUCCAAUAGAACAGUUAUCAUUUGCAAGAGCAGGGGAUGAUAAAUGGACCUGGUUGCCUCCUCACACUGAUUGCUGUGAUUGUUUGUUUGAAGAUGGCCUACUUUAUGUACUAAAUUCAUUUGGAGAAGUUCACGCAUUUGAUCUUAGCGGCCCUACAGUAUCACAAAAGUUGGUUGUGGGGAAGGUGAACACAUACCCAGAGGAGAACCUCUACUUUGCUCGAGCUCCAUGUGGUGACUUGCUGCAGAUCUGGAGGUCGACAACCGACAAUUUUGUUGACUGCGUGGAUCAGACGGAUGAAGAUAUUCUGCAAUUCGAGUUAGACAAGGAUGGCGAUGAUUUGGAACAGGAACCAGACCGUGAGUAUUGCAGGGCUGGAGAUGGCUUGAAGUCUGAGUCAGAUGAGGAUGAUGAUAAUUCGGAGCUCGAGUUGAACUCUGAUUCACGUGUUCAAUAUACCAACGUGAUUCAAGUAUUUAAAGUGGAUUUUUCUGCAAAAAAGCUUGUGGAGAUAAACAACAUAGGUGACAAUGUGUUGUUUGUUGGGCAUAAUCAAUCUCUCUGUCUAAAUGCUAAUGCAUAUCCACAAUUGAAGCCAAAUCAUGUCUACUUUACUGAUGAUGAUGGCUUAUAUCUAUUUGGAUGUAAGCAGAACCGCCGUGAUAUCGGAGUCCUCAACUUGGAAGAUGAGAGCAUUGAUCAGAUUGCAUCUACAGAGCUUUGGUCCAACUGGCCAGCCCCUGUGUGGGUUAUACCAAACCUUAGGAAGAUGAUUUCAGCAUCACAUAUUUAGGGACAAGAUGUUUUGCUUCAUCACCUCUUCUUUGUGGCUCUGACUGUUUUUUUUGUUACCAGAAACAUAUUUAGUAAUCUAAAAUGAUAGGAUA